AUGCGCGCGGAGGCCGCACCUGGCGGCUUCCCGUCCCUCCAGGACAACCUGUGGCUGGGCGGCGGCGAGGGCGAGGCGGUGGCCACUGCGCUGGUGCCCAAGCUCCACAAGACGCGGGACAACGUGGAGAAGCUGCUGUUUGAGGUGGCCACCCUUGAGGUAGCCCUCAAGGCGGGCACCGACGCGGUGACGCUGGCCAACCUGAUGCCCAGCCGAUGGGCCAACUUCAUCCGGAACAGCCCUAUGGAUGAGGUUAAGCCGCUCGGCACGACCACGCGGAUCUAA
Molecule: messenger RNA, 285 nt
Organism: Monoraphidium neglectum
Lineage: Eukaryota; Viridiplantae; Chlorophyta; Chlorophyceae; Sphaeropleales; Selenastraceae
Exons: 3
Coding region: 1-285 (94 amino acids)
Source: RefSeq, a predicted model, not a curated record